Rhinichthys klamathensis goyatoka is the source of this 2831-nucleotide messenger RNA. RefSeq names its product SRY-box transcription factor 18 (gene sox18). Gene Ontology annotation, biological process: positive regulation of transcription by RNA polymerase II; vasculogenesis; lymphangiogenesis. NCBI's taxonomy places the organism in Eukaryota, Metazoa, Chordata, Actinopteri, Cypriniformes, Leuciscidae. Gene Ontology annotation, molecular function: RNA polymerase II cis-regulatory region sequence-specific DNA binding; DNA-binding transcription factor activity, RNA polymerase II-specific. The record is from RefSeq and is a predicted model, not a curated record. Bases 436 to 1923 code for a protein of 495 amino acids. The transcript has 4 exons.
GUGUGUGUGUGUGUGUGUGUUUGUGUGUGUGGUAUUGUGUCUGUGUUUGUCCUCCCACUGCAGUAAAUAGAGAAAUAAAAGAUGAGAGAGUGUUGUGAAGUUCUCCUCCUCUAGCCGCUCAGUCUGGAGUCUUGGCCAAAUUUCCGCUGUGGUGUAGGUGUGGUGCCCGUCUCUCUCGUUCUUUCACAUAGACACAGAGACAGCGGCAGACAGCGUUGAUGUGGGAGUGCUGUCGCUCUCGGCGGGCAGGAGUCCAGCGUUCUGCCACACCAAACCGGGCACCUCCAGAAGAGGACCCCAGGGGUCGGGCAGGUCAAAGGUCCCGUCACGACGGCCCGCAGGAACAUCCCUGACUUCCUGUUUCUGGAGGUGGUGGGGCGGCAGGAGGUGGACUGGAGGAAUGGUGGGACGGCCGCACACACAUUUACUGUGAGAAUGUCCAGGGGGGAAUGGCGGAGCAGACAGCCAGGCGAAGACCACUGUCACGUAGCCAACUUUCACCAUCUAAGAGAGGGAGAGACCUUCCCGUCCACACGGCCCACACAACAUUUGCCGACAACAGCUUGCUUUAACCGUGGUGGUCUUGCUGGAAUGAAUAUAUCUGAGUCUAGUUGCUGUCAAGAGGCCAGUUCUCAGCCCAGCCAGGUUGUGGAGCGCGGGACAUGGGGUGCCUCCUCCAGCACUCUGGGCCCUGACCGGGGACAUGGUUUUGACCGCAGCCGGACCACAGAGCUGGCGCCGGUGCCCGGCUCUGGAACGCGGACUGGGUCCCGGAUCGGAGGGUCCGCAGCAGAGGUCAGGACGGGAAGCCCGGACUCAACCCGCCCUGGAGCUCUGACCUUGGGCCCCGGUGAGGGGAAAUCAGGGGGGGAGUCGAGGAUCAGGAGGCCUAUGAAUGCCUUCAUGGUGUGGGCAAAAGAUGAACGAAAACGUCUGGCCGUCCAGAACCCGGACCUGCAUAACGCCGUGCUCAGUAAGAUGCUGGGUCAGUCCUGGAAGGCUCUGAGCACACUAGACAAGCGUCCGUUUGUGGAGGAAGCUGAACGGCUCCGCUUGCAACACCUCCAGGAUCACCCCAACUACAAAUACCGUCCUCGCCGCAAGAAACAGCCCAAGAAGAUGAAACGAGUGGAACCGGGUCUGCUCCUCCAAGGCCUGGCCCACGGAGGUCCGGGACCCGGAGACGCCUACUCGCCCCACCGCCAUGCCCAUCAUCUGCUGCCUCCUCUGGGACACUUCCGAGACCUCCACCACUCUGGAGCUCCAGAGCUGGAGAGUUUCGGCCUGCCGACGCCAGAGAUGUCCCCUCUAGACGUGUUGGAGGAGGGAGGCGGAGAUUCUGUGUUUUUCCCCCCUCACAUGCAGGAAGAUGUGGGUCUGACUUCAUGGAUAAACUACCACCAGCAUCCAAACCAUCAGACUGGCCACCACCCUCACCACAACUCCCAUAACCUCCAGCAUUCCCACCCACACCUCAACCAGAAGUCUCCGCUGGCCUGCCUCCCACUGCAGGAGAAAUGCCUGGUGGUCGAGUCCACGAACCCUAACAGUCUCUACCCCAACAUGAGCCUCCCAGAAUCCUCCAAGGCUCCUCACACUCCCACACCUACAGGCUAUUACGGUCAGAUAUACGGGAGCAGUCAGCCCCAACCCGCCUUCACCUCUCAUUUGGGCCAGCUGUCUCCUCCGCCCGAGACCUCGGCUGUGGCCCAGGUCGCUCCGCCCUCUCUGGACGCUGUGGACCAGCUGGGACCCUCGGCUGAAUUCUGGGGCGAAGUGGACAGGAUUGAGUUUGACCAAUACCUUAGUGCAAGCAGGACUCGAUUGAGCAGGAACGCCCCUUGCGAGGAGAGCAGUGCUUUGAUAUCAGCCCUGUCCGACGCCAGCAGCGCCGUCUACUACAGCGCAUGCAUUACGGGAUAAAACUGCGAACUCCACGCAGACCUGAAGUCUGGUGCACAUACGAGUCUCAGAUCUUUUGAAUCAUUCGAGUUACCUUCUUCAGGGAAUCAUCUUGCACCGUUUCACGAAUCACUGGAGUUUACUGAACUCUAUACAUGUCAAGGAUGGUUCUCACAAUAUAGACUUCACUAAAUUGCAUUUCACAGUAUGACUAGUCAUUUCUGGUCUUGAUAACCUGUACUUUCUAAGACUGUGGUCGAAUUUAACCGAUAAUUUUGCUGACUCCAUCCAGCUACUGUAUGCUUACGGUCUCAAAUGAGGGUACUGGGACGUGGAAGUCAAGAAUGUGAAUAUUUUGUUGCUAUAUAUACAUAUGUCUUUCUAUUUGCUUUUUAUAUUAUUUCUAUUUUUAUAGACAUUUUAUAUAAGGUUGAAUGAAAAUACGUUUUGCACUGGGUAUGUGAAAACCACUCAAGACUCUUUUAUACUGCACUUAAUAUCUUUCAAAUACACUUUUCCAUGACAUCUGAAGUAUUUCGAUCUAUUGGCGACUAAUUUAUCGUGCAUUCUUCCCUUUUGUGUGGCUGAAUAUGUUUGAAUUGGGACAUGUGGACAUGAAAUUUUGUAAUCCUCUUAGCACUUGAGGAACAUGCUGAGUUGGUAAUAACUCUCCCCCUUUUGGUAAUAAUUAUCUUCAAAUAAAAAGAGUUUGCAAUAAAAAAUGUCUCAGAGCUAUUAAAUCAAAGCAAUUAAAUUGAAAACACACAAUUGUAUAUAGUAUUUAACUAACACACUUUCCCACACCACAGAGUGCAUGUGCUUUCUAGACGUUUGUUUCUUUUUAAAAACAGUUUUUAAUUAAAGAAAUUGUAUUACACAUCAAAAUGUAUCAAUGCAUUUUUUUUUUGCUAAAUAAAGUUGUCACUAAA